AUGUUAAUUAACUUCGAGUUUCCGAUCUAUUCUGUAUAUAAGAAUGAACUUAAACAAUCACCCUCCAGAGUGAUUAUGAGCAUUCUAGAGCACUACGAAAAACGCGUGUUAGACAAAGCUCUAAAAACUGAUGAUAAUGUGGAAUUAAAGCGCAGUGAAGAUCACAUCGACAGCGAUGCUUCGCUCGAUGAGAUAUUGGAAGAACUAGAAGACAAUGAUGACGAGUUUCUACAAGGCUACCGCGAACAAAGGCUCCAACAAAUAGCCACAGAGAUGCGUCAAGUGAAAAGUAAUGUCGAGAACGAACAUUAUGGCCAAUUGAGGACGGUGGACGAUGAACGUGAGAUUAUGAAACUCACAAGUAAUUCCGAUCAGGUCGUAAUACAUUUUGGCCUGGAGAAUUUCAAAAAAUGUGGUGUGAUGGACUCAAAACUGUCGCAACUCGCACCCAAGCAUCUUUUGACCCGGUUUUUGCGUGUGAGCGUGGACAAAUGUCCGUUUUUGGUAACCAAACUGCAAAUCAAAGUGCUGCCUUUUGUUGUAGCGUACAAGAAGGGAGUAGAACGGACGAGAAUCGUUGGGUUUUCGCGCCUUGGGAACCAGCCUGACGAUUUCGACGUAUCAGUACUGGAAAAAGUUCUGUUUGAAGCUGGUGUGCUGGCCAAUAAAGCGCGCACCGGGGGCCAACGUUCCGCGUGGCAAGCGGCCAGGUCAGUCUCUGCUGGUGACAGCGAUUCCGAUCUAGACGUAUAA
Lachancea meyersii CBS 8951 is the source of this 753-nucleotide messenger RNA. NCBI's taxonomy places the organism in Eukaryota, Fungi, Ascomycota, Saccharomycetes, Saccharomycetales, Saccharomycetaceae. The record is from the annotation of a GenBank genome assembly.